AUGACACUAUCCCAGCCCUGCUACACCUGCCGCUAUCGGCGCGUUCAAUGUGACUUGUCUGCCAGACCCUGCGCAAAAUGCACAAAGGCUGGGGUGGAAUGUCUUGAGAAGCGCCCCAUCCGAUGGGUUAAAGGCAUCUCCAUCCGAGGCAAGCGAAAGGGCGUAUCUUUGAGCCAGCUUGCUGAGGCUCCUUCCGCGGAAUCUGCCAUCAUUCCCUUCUUGGCACGGCCGAAACUCUCUCGAGAAGAUAUAAGCAAGACAGAUGAUCUCGCGGUCCCGUUGGGCCUCGGAGAUCCUUCGCUCUGCUGCUUAGACUCCGGAUCAAAGUAUUAUUUGAGCUACUACGAGGACUGCAUUUGCAGCCUCUUUAUCGUCUACGACAGCGAUCAUAACCCCUUCCGCAAACUCUUGUCGCUAGCCCUGAGUGACUCGACUUUGCUGAAGGCGGCCCUCGCUCUGGCAGCGCGUCACAGAGCGAAUCUGGGCCAGUCAUUCCAAGCGUACGAUGAAGAAAGUCUUCCCACUGAUGUUUCCGUGCACCAGGAUGCCCUGGCGUUCAAACAUCGCGCCAUUCGUGCGAUCUCCUCUGCUUUGAGCGACCCAACGCUCUGCGCUCAAGAUACUACCGUUGCCAGCGUGUUUCUCUUGAUUUUUCUAGACCUAUUAGAAUCUGGAAGCGAUCGGUGGAAUUUCCACCUCGAAGGCGCUAAGAAGCUGAUCAAAUUCAGCCAACAACAGCCCGGGAGAUUGCGCGAAGCCAUUCAAGGCUCCGGGCAGACGCUUAAACUGAUUAGGGAUUUUAUCAAUAGCCAGAUUUACCUCAUUGAGACCCUUGGCGCCACCUUUGUGCGGCCGCAUCUGUUGACAGACUCGAGCCCGUUGGAACCUGAGCGCGUGCUGUGCCGAGAGACAGAGAUGGUCGAACAGUCAUUCCUUGGCUGCCCUGAAUACCUCUUGAUGGCUAUCCGAUGCAUAUCACUCUCCCGCGACUCUGUUCACGACUGUUCUAAUAACGAGGCGCUAGAGUACCACAAGUACAAUGUCGCUGCAGUUGUGCAGAUGGUUGCGGACUUUGACUGUAUGGUGUGGGCCGUGAACCUGCCGCGGUUUGGCCCGGCAGCAGAGAAUGCGACCAGCGACCUCAGCAUGCUGGCUAUGUCCUACAAGCUCGGAGCGCAAAUCUACGGGCAGCGGGUUCUUGACACUCUAUCCAACACGGAAACUUCACUUGCGGCGCUCCUGGCCCAGUUGAUGCAGUCUAUCGCGACACUCCGUGACAGCGACAAUCUCCUGAAAUGCGCUCUCUGGCCAAUCUGUAUUGCGGGCUUGGAAUGUCAAGUGACUGAGGAACAAGAGUUCCUCAUCCGAUCUCUUGAGCAAUUCUGGGAGAGCACCAAGUGCGUCAACGUGAUCAACGCGGCCAAAAUUCUGCAGCGGCACUGGCAGGAUCAGCGCCGUCAGAGCCGCAUUUCCUCCUCGUGGAUUGUGGAUAUCGGCCGGUCGGGCCGUGAUUGGCUGCUGAUUUAG
Molecule: messenger RNA, 1527 nt
Organism: Aspergillus saccharolyticus JOP 1030-1
Lineage: Eukaryota; Fungi; Ascomycota; Eurotiomycetes; Eurotiales; Aspergillaceae
Product: Zn(II)2Cys6 transcription factor
Exons: 4
Coding region: 1-1527 (508 amino acids)
Biological process (GO): positive regulation of transcription by RNA polymerase II
Cellular component (GO): nucleus
Molecular function (GO): DNA-binding transcription factor activity, RNA polymerase II-specific; zinc ion binding; transcription cis-regulatory region binding
Source: RefSeq, a predicted model, not a curated record